CGGGGCGGGGCGAUACGUCGAGGGCUUGCGGGGUGGGCUGCAGACUCGUCCCGGUGGCGGUGAGCGUCCAGGGUCCUCGCCAUGGGCCAGAUCGAGUGGGCCAUGUGGGCCAACGAGCAGGCGCUGGCGUCGGGCCUGAUUCUCAUCACAGGGGGCAUCGUGGCCACUGCUGGGCGCUUCACACAAUGGUACUUUGGCACCUACUCCAUCGCUGCUGGUGUGUUCAUCUGCCUGCUGGAGUACCCCCGGGGGAAGAGGAAAAAAGGAUCCACCAUGGAGCGGUGUGGACAGAAGUACAUGACCUCAGUGGUGAAGCUGUUCGGGCCCCUCACCAGGAAUUACUACGUUCGGGCUGUCCUCCAUCUCCUGCUGUCAGUCCCGGCAGGCUUCCUCCUGGCCACUAUCCUGGGGACUGCCUGCUUGGCCAUCGCCAGCACCAUCUACCUGCUGGCGGCCAUCCGUGGUGAGCAAUGGAUCCCCAUUGAACCCAAGCCCAAGGAGCGGCCACAAGUUGGAGGCACCAUCAAGCAGCCACCCACCAAUCCCCCGCCCCGGCCACCUGCAGAGGUUCGCAAGAAACCAAGUGUGGAGGAGGAGGGGGCUGGAGGCCCCCAGGUCAACCCCAUCCCAGUGACAGAUGAGGUUGUGUGACCUUGGGGACUGUCCACAGCUUCAGCUUGGCGGGGGGUGGGGGGUGGCUACCAGGGGGCACUGAUGCCCCCUGUAAUAAACAGUGUGAAUGACUGAUGUGCA
Molecule: messenger RNA, 753 nt
Organism: Nannospalax galili (Upper Galilee mountains blind mole rat)
Lineage: Eukaryota; Metazoa; Chordata; Mammalia; Rodentia; Spalacidae
Product: cytochrome b-245 light chain
Exons: 6
Coding region: 82-651 (189 amino acids)
Biological process (GO): superoxide anion generation
Cellular component (GO): NADPH oxidase complex
Molecular function (GO): heme binding
Source: RefSeq, a predicted model, not a curated record